AUGUACAUUCCACAUUCAUCAGGUUCCACUAUGUCGAUUCCUACUUUACAUUCGAUCAAUACUACGAGUGUUAUGAAUAUCACUAAUAAUAAUAAUAAUAAUCAAAAUACAAGUGAUGUGUGUAAAUUACAAAAAAUCCCUAAAAACGAAUUCAUCAAUGAUUAUGAAUUUGGAAAUUAUUCAAAUCUAGAUCAAGUUUAUCCACUGUAUAAAAAUUCAUUGAAGCAUGAUUUCGAGAAAUUCAGUACACCUUAUGCAAUCACUAUGAAUGCGCAAUUAACACCGAUGAAAUUAAACAGUAAUAAUAAUAAUAAUAAUAUGAAAAAGGCGCUACCAUCUAAUUAUCAAAAUGAAUUAAUUGAACGAAAUGUUAAAUCGUUCAAUGUUAAAAAAGAAAUCGAACAUCAUGACAUGAUUGACAAUAAUAACAGUAAUAAUAAUCCUAUCAGUAAACAUGAUAAUCACAAUAAUUUGAACACUUUUGGUUAUAAUAACAAUCAUAAUGUGUUUACUUCUAACAAUUUCAUCAAUCCUCUCAUUGUAACUUCAUCUUCAACAGCCUCUCCCGCUCUACAUUCAAUUCAUUCGAAUCAUGAUGAGAAAAUGUCGAACAAUUUAUUGAAAUCAAAACAUCAACUAUUAGUAAAACAUUUCAAUCAUCCUAUGAAAUCAAAUUUAGAAAUUUGUGAUUCAAAUAUCAAUAAUUCUCUAACAAAUAAAAAAUAUUCAUGUCGUCCACAAUACACCACUGUUAAACGUCAACGACGUCAGAGAACACAUUUUACUAGUCAACAAUUACAAGAAUUGGAAGCAACAUUUGCUAGAAAUCGUUAUCCUGACAUGAAUUUACGUGAAGAAAUAGCUACAUGGACAGAAUUGUCUGAGAGUCGUGUUCGAGUAUGGUUUAAAAAUCGUCGAGCUAAAUGGAGAAAACGUGAAAGACAUUUAGAUGUGGUCCUUCGUGGAACAAUUCCUAAUCCUUUUGCACCUUUAAUUCGUUCUGGAGUUGGACAUUCACCGAAUGGAUUUGUUGCCCAAUCAUUAUAUGGAACAACUGAACAUAGUUUCCCGCCUGUACGACAAAAUCAGCUGGCAAAUACAAUUUUAACAUUUUCACAACCACAAGUAACUUGUUUUCAAAAUUCCGCUACAAAUAAUUCAUGUAAUCCUUAUUCAUUUAUAUCUAAUUUAUCAUAUGACAAUAAUGUAUUACCAAAUUUAACAAAUAGAACGAAUUCAAAUACUUUAAAUCAAACUUUCGCUAAUUUUACAAAUGAUAAUCGAAAUGAUACCGAUGAAUGUCAUAAUUAUCAUGUUGGCUUACCGAGUACAUGCCCGUUUAAGUCUAUGAGCAAUGGUAAUAAUAAUAGUAGUAAUAAUAAUAUUGAGUCACCCUAUUCUACUUCAUACUGUUUAUCACAGAAUGAAACAAAUUUACAGACGGGAUUUCCAGUAGGUUUACCGAAUUCCUCAUGGAUAACUAAUUUCAAUAAUAUUGAUUUCAAUAAUAAUAAUAAUAAUAAUAAUGAUAAUAGUAAUAAUCUACAAUCAACAAAUUUCAGUGCAGCAGCUUUUGCUGCAUCCAACAUGUUGAAUACUUAUUCUUCAGUUAUUCAUGGAAUUAAUUCACAAAAUCUACUUGGUUUUAGCUCAAAAAAAGAUUCUACUACUUAUCCUACUUUCACUGCAUCGAAUUCAUUUUUAUCUAAGGAAACAAUCAAUCCAUUAUUCAGUUAUUCAAAUCAAUUGCAAAAUCCUACUUUACGAUCAUUGGAUGUGUCAUCCACUAAUGAAAACACUGUCACUCAUAGUAGUUGUCUUGAAACGACGCUGAUUUCAUCAACGACAUUAUCAUCGAUAGGAACAACAUCAGUACCGACAAUGACAAGUAUGUCCAAUUGGCCAUCUAUAAACAAAUCUUUGGUUUCACAUCAGUACUUAGAUGAUUUAACUUCAAGAAAAAUGAAUACACCUAUGAAUAAUGAGACUAAAUUAAAUUCAAAACAAUUUCUACUUGAUGAUAUAAACAGUUCGUUGAAAACAUUGAAAAAUACCAAAGAUUACAUGAAAACAUCAUUCAAAAGUGACCAUAAAUCAUUUUUGCCACAAGUAAUCAAUACUGGACAUCAUACUACUAAUAUAUGUAAUAUACAUCAUUCAGAACUAACUGACAAUCCACAUUUUGAUAACUUGAUUCAUCCUUUUAUUUUAAAAAAUGAAACAUAUUUUGAUACAAACGAAACCAAUGAAUCUAUAGAUUGUAUGAAUACAAAUCUUAAUUUUUCAUCAUCAUCGUCAUCAUCGAUCCCAUUGACAUCUGUAUCCACAGUACCUUCAAUGUUGAAUUCAUUAUCUACAAAAAAGUAUGAUUACUUCCAUUUAAUGAAUUCAUCACAAUCGAACGAAUUAUUUUUUGAUCAUAGUAAUCACUGUAAAGUGAAUGGACAGAAUUUCACAUUCGAAGAACCAUUAUCGCUUAACAAAUCAUUGAUUCAUUCUCAUUCCUAUCGUCAAACACAACCACAGUCAUAUCAACACCAGAUCAAUGAAUCUAUACCGAUCAUGUCUAAUAGUACCAAUAAUUUCUCAUUUCUGCCAACUGCAGCGAUGAUGGCUGCAGCUGCGGCUGUAAAAAUCAAUACAAAUGUCUGUUAUGCAACAAAUUUGAAUGAACCAAGAAAUUUAAUGCAUAUUAUGUCGAAAAAUUCAAUGUCAACUGGGACAAUAACCAAUCCAACAUCAUUAUCUGAACGAUAUACAGAUUUGAAUAAAUUCCCUGUUGUAACAGAUACUUUACGCAUAGCAUCGGUCUCAUCAUCAUCAUCAACAACGAGUAAUGUAAAUAAUAAACAAAUUCACCAUGGAAAUGAUCGAAAUUCAAUGUUCACGCAGUAUGUUCUACCACAAACUAUUCAUGAAACAAAUCAUUUGAAUGAAAUUCAUCCAAUUUCAAAUUCAAAUCAUCAUCCAUUCUAUAAUUAA
Schistosoma turkestanicum is the source of this 2982-nucleotide messenger RNA. NCBI's taxonomy places the organism in Eukaryota, Metazoa, Platyhelminthes, Trematoda, Strigeidida, Schistosomatidae. The record is from the annotation of a GenBank genome assembly.